This is a messenger RNA of Jaminaea rosea, 531 nucleotides long. RefSeq lists its product as hypothetical. Lineage: Eukaryota; Fungi; Basidiomycota; Exobasidiomycetes; Microstromatales. Bases 1 to 531 code for a protein of 176 amino acids. The record is from RefSeq and is a predicted model, not a curated record. The transcript has 4 exons.
AUGAUCUGCGUGCUUUUGACCUUCGCGCUCCUCCUCAGCCAGACCGUGUUCGCAGCCUCGAUUGCAGGUGGCCUGAACAUCGCUACGACUUCCGGGCCAGCACCUCGAGGCUUCAGCCCUUCCGUCUGCUCUCAGCCAGGCAGACGAUGCAUCUUUGCUCCAAGCUACAUCUCGAUUCGCUCAUCUGGAAUCAUCGAUACGCAGCAGACGGACAGCGAGGCGCUUAUAGUCAUGGGUCAGGCGUUCGGAAGUUGUCCCAAUAGCACACGAACGGACACCAUCGACUGGGCCUAUACGAGCGUCACUCCGCCAGCCAAUGUUCCGCAACUGGCGAGCGCCUCGGGGGGGAAAGAGGGAAAUCUACUUCUCAAGGCUUACUUUGGAGAUAAUGCUGGGAAGGUGACUUGCAUAUCCAGUGCUGAGAUGGGUUUGAGGAGUGAUGAGCUUGCGGUCAUGGAAGACAUUUCGCCUCCUACGCUCUUGCUCAUGAGCAGCGUCUCGAAACCAGUCUCGCCGUCGACCCUGAUUUGA